UAAAGCCGGGCGGGGAGCGUGAAACAAAGCAGUCGGAUCGGAAUUGGACUUGGGGAACGUGGUGUGGAGUCAAGCGUAAAACUUGUUGGAGGGGAGUCACGAGCCUGCUCCUCCAGCUCUCCUCGUCCGAGCCGUGCUUCCGAGGUUCCCACCAGCUUUGCAAUUUAUUUUUUUAUAUCUGCUUUUUAUAGAGAGAGAAAUAUAUAUAUAUAUUUUCCUCUUAAAAGAAAAAUUUCUGUUCUAAGAGACAAUAAGACAAGAUCAAUGAAGGAGAGAAGAGCCAGCCAGAAAUUAUCCAGUAAAUCGAUCAUGGAUCCUAAUCAGAACGUGAAAUGCAAGAUAGUAGUGGUGGGAGACAGCCAGUGUGGGAAAACCGCGCUGCUGCACGUCUUCGCCAAAGACUGCUUCCCCGAGAAUUACGUCCCUACAGUGUUUGAGAAUUACACGGCCAGUUUUGAAAUCGACACACAAAGAAUAGAACUGAGCCUAUGGGACACUUCGGGUUCGCCUUAUUAUGACAACGUCCGGCCCCUCUCUUACCCAGAUUCGGAUGCCGUGCUGAUUUGCUUUGACAUCAGUAGACCAGAGACUCUGGACAGUGUCCUGAAAAAGUGGAAAGGUGAAAUCCAGGAGUUUUGUCCCAACACCAAAAUGCUCAUGGUUGGCUGCAAAUCCGAUCUUCGGACCGAUGUCAGCACAUUAGUGGAGCUCUCCAACCACAGACAGACACCAGUAUCCUAUGACCAGGGAGCAAAUAUGGCCAAACAGAUCGGAGCAGCCACUUAUAUUGAAUGCUCAGCGUUACAGUCGGAAAAUAGCGUCAGAGACAUUUUUCACGUCGCCACCUUGGCCUGUGUAAACAAAACAAAUAAAAACGUUAAGCGGAACAAAUCGCAGAGGGCCACAAAGCGCAUUUCCCACAUGCCCAGCAGACCAGAGCUCUCGGCAGUCGCUACGGACUUACGGAAGGACAAAGCGAAGAGCUGCACUGUGAUGUGAACCCCCCGUUACCCUUACCGAGGGCCAGGAAGCUUAGUGUAAAAACCAACAACACAACGAAAAGGUGAAGUCUGAAUGAAGUGCACAGCCAAAGUCACAUAUUCCGGAGGCUUAGGAGGCAUUUGAGAGGAUGCUCAUCUUUUUGGAAUCCUGUCCUUAGUUUCGGCAUGUAGAACAGGUGGUGAGAAGGGAAUGCAUUGAAGAGUUCUGGUGGGACUUGAGAAAUAUGCCAAAAAAGAGAGAUUCAGAUGGGCUAGAGGUAGGUGAGGAGGCAUGCGAGUACCUCCAAGAAGAAAAAUCCCGCUCCGAAUGGUGCUUGCAUUAUUGUUUUCUUUGUUAUAAUCUAUUCAUGAAUCUCUACUUUGAUUUAAUUUUUAAGUGUUUUAAUCUCCUUUGCAAAACGUAUAUAUUAAUAUACCGUCCUCAUUGGGGAACUGGCACUGUGACCUUAGCGUUUAGUUUUCUAGAGGAUGUGAUCUAAUUUCCUUCUAGCUCAUCAUUAAAAUGGAAAUUGUAUCAGGACCCGUGGGAUAUCCAGAGGAAAAGUUUGUGAGGCUUUGAAAUCUUGCCUUCCUGGAGAUAGCUGAGUGAAAUGGCUCUAAGGAAAGGCUUUUGCAGUCUUGCCAAAUAUGCAGACGGUCAAAUAGAAAACAAGUGUUGAUUUUCAUUCAGUCUGAUGGUUCUGUUCAUCAUUGUGAUUGUCAUUAAAAAGUGGUAAAUUGCUCAAGGUAAUAUUUUUGUGUGCUGUUUAGAAAAGAAGGUGUGUGAUUUUUUUAAUUUUUUUUUUUUUUUGCCAUCGUUAAUGAAAAUG
Miniopterus natalensis is the source of this 1810-nucleotide messenger RNA. RefSeq names its product Rho family GTPase 3 (gene RND3). NCBI's taxonomy places the organism in Eukaryota, Metazoa, Chordata, Mammalia, Chiroptera, Miniopteridae. Gene Ontology annotation, biological process: small GTPase-mediated signal transduction. The record is from RefSeq and is a predicted model, not a curated record. Gene Ontology annotation, molecular function: GTPase activity; GTP binding.